This is a messenger RNA of Cuscuta europaea, 2288 nucleotides long. The record is from the annotation of a GenBank genome assembly. NCBI's taxonomy places the organism in Eukaryota, Viridiplantae, Streptophyta, Magnoliopsida, Solanales, Convolvulaceae.
GUUAAUGUGUGAGCAACACGAUUUGCAGAUCGCUUAUAAAAAGAGAAUAAAAUUACUCUUUGUUUUCAAGAAAUUCCUUAUAUCAUCAAGUAAGAAAAGUCCCCCUCUUUUUGAGCCCCUGGACCACCGUAAGUGCAUCUGUCUCAAUCUCCACGUGUGUCCAUCCUUCCUCAGCUGCACAAAAAAUAGCAUCUCGGACUCCCAUUGCUUCGGUUUCCGCCGCCGACCAACUAGCUAGCUCAGAGACUUCCCGAGCCUUGACAAAUUCUCCAUGAUUGUUGCGUGCUACCCAUCCCCAAGCUCGGAUAUUGUUUUCUUGAUUAACCACCCCAUCAACAUUUAUUUACUUUAAUGUACCUAUUCUCCGGUCUCUUCCAAACCGCCGCUGAGCUAUCAUUAUUCCUUCCCAGCCCCGUUUGGCCAUUAGCUUGCGCUUCCCUCCAGCUCACAACCACAUCGGCCGCCGCAUUGAGGAUUCCCGUUGUUCCUUGCCAUCUGUCCUUCCAAAUAAACUCAUUUCUUCUCUUCCAUAUACUCCAUAGAAUGGAGAUAAAUCUGCAACGGGCUUUCUCAUUUGAUACCCCAAGCUGCUGCCAAAUCCACGUACUAACUGAAUACGACGGUUGUCCACACCAGCCUGCUACCAAACUUCUUGAACCUGAACGCAAGAGCGAUCCGCAUGGUCCAAUGUUUCAUCCCCCUCCACAAGCAUUGCACCCUUCUUGCACUUGCACAUCUUUCUUUCUUAGAUUGUCCACCGUGGGGUAACGAUCCAUCAAUAACCUGCCAAGCAAAAUAUUUGAGCUUCGGAGGGAUGCGAAGAUCCCACAACCGUGCCCAGUUCGUACCACUCCUCGCGGUCAGCUCUCCCGUAAGCAAACAGUGGCAACUUUUGACUGAAAAUAUUCCACUCUUCUCCCCUGUCCACCAAUACCCAUCCUUUCUAUCUUGAAGGCUCAUCAGGCUAGAUGUCUCUGUCACCAGUUUCCAUCCCUGCUUAGCCAGCAUCAUCAAAUUAAAUUCCUUUAUCCUCUCGAAUCUCAAUCCCCCAUAUUUUUCGGCUUACACAGCACCUCCCAUCUCCUCCACCGCAGGAGGCCUUUAUGUUCAAAUUUUGUCCCCCUCCACCAAAAUUCAUUCAUUAAUUUUUCAAUUUCAUCACACGAUUAUUUGGGAGAAGAAAGACAUUCAUGGCAUAAUUGGGCAUAGCUUGAACACCAUUUUUUAAUAGAACCAUUCUACCUAAAUAUUUCAUCUUUUAGAUAGCCUAAAAUACCAAACAUACUACAACAUGCAUCUUUAAACUGCUCCCCCACAUUCUGACGGUAAGAUAGUGCAGACUUUGCAUAGUUUAGUGCGGGUCUUUUCUUACUUAAUGGGAAUAAGUAACAUCCAUGCCAAAAAUACGAGAGUUUUGCUAUGUUUUCUGUAAAGGGGGGAUUCGGAAGGGGUAAUUCCGAUUAGGAUGGUGGGGGCGAUAGGAUGGUGGGGGUGGGUAGAUGGGCUGGGAGGGGGAGGGGCAAGGGAAAUGUAAAAAUCCCAUUUUUUAUUAAUUGAUUUAACUUUUUUUAUUUGUACUCUAAAUUUUACAAAAAAAAAUCAAAACUUAUAACUUUUUGUGAUCUUUCUAAUGACAUCAAUAAUCCAUAUAUAAACUUUAUUUUCUUUUAUGUUUCAAUUGUAGAAUGUUUUCAGGUUUUUGUUUCUAUAAACUAAAAUCUUUUAUCACAUCACUCUAAAUCACAUGCGGCCGUCUCCCUUGAAUAAGGGUUCCAAUUUUUGUCGUCUUAUGUGCGGCGUUUAGAUUUAGUCGUCCUUUGGAGCGACGAUUAAAGUAGCAGAGAAGGAAUUGUUCGGGAGAAUAUCGCUAGGCGUGUUGUGGCGGCCGAUGGAGAAGGAGUUGCGGGAGCCAAUGAAGGAAGAAAGGGAGGCAUCCAGAGGGGCUGAAAUUGCGGGGCAAAUGGAGGUUGCGCGCCAGGGAAUCAAUCGAGCGACGGGCGGGAGUUGUGCCUUGUUUGUGUCAACAAUGAUAGUGAUGAUCUGACCUUCUCUUGAAUCACCACCAGGCGAUGAACGAGGUGCUACGGUUCAAGAUACUUGUUUUGCUUAUUUAGUUUUUUUUUCAUGUUUCGUCAUCCUCCUAUUAGUUUUUAUUAUUUUAUCAUUUGGUUUCUUGUUAUCGUCUAUGUUGUUAGGUUUGUCAGUUUGCUGGGAAUUUAGCCUCCUUUUGUGUCAUUGGGUAUGUUUGGAUCUAUGGGAACAGAGAAGGCUGUGUCAAGCCCGCUGCA